AUGGCAGAACCUACUGACAAGGAAAUCGUUUCACACGAUGAAUCGGCGUCUUCCCGGUACAAUGCCUCUGGCACGGACCGUGACAUCGAUCCCGAGAAGCUCAACGACCCCAAAAUGCAGAAAUUGGCUGGUGAAAUCACAUAUGAAGAUGAGACAGAUCCGGUAAACAGACAGCACAACCCGCUUGCUCAAAAGCUGCGGUCGCGUCACAUGCAGAUGAUUGCCAUCGGCGGUUCGAUCGGCGCGGGUCUAUUCGUCGGGUCUGGCAGUGCGUUGCACAAGGGUGGCCCUGGGAGUGUGCUGCUGGGCUUCAUUAUCAUCGGCUUCAUGUUACUCUGCACGAUGCAGGCGCUGGGUGAACUGGCCAUUCUGUAUCCCGUGAACGGCGCCUUUUACACCUACAUCGUUCGAUUCGUCGACCCGUCCCUCGGUUUUGCUGUUGGUUGGGACUACGCUAUCGGCUGGUUGACCGUCUUGCCCUUUGAACUCACGGCGGCGUCAAUCACGAUCGAAUAUUGGAGAGAUGAUAUCCACGUCAGCGUCUGGAUCACUGUCUUCUUAGUGUUCCUGUGUCUGGUCCAGGUCUUCGGCGUGCUCGGCUACGGCGAGGUUGAAUUUGUACUGGCGAUGAUCAAAAUCACAGCCUGCAUAGGAUUCAUCAUCUUCGGAAUUGUGGUUGACUGUGGCGGCGUGUCCUCCGAUAACCGGGGUUAUAUUGGUGCUCGCUAUUGGCACAAUCCUGGCGCUUUUCAGAAUGGCUUCAAAGGCUUCUGCACUGUCUUUGUCACCGCGGCGUUUGCCUUUGGGGGAACCGAGCUCGUCGGAUUGGCAGCCGCUGAAGCUGCAGACCCCCAUCGCUCCCUGCCCAAAGCGACUCGACAAGUGUUUUGGCGGAUUGCGACAUUUUACGUUCUUUCCCUCUUCAUCGUCGGUCUCAUCGUGCCAUCUGAUAGCAAAGACCUGCUGGGCGCCAGCGGCGCCAAUACGAAAGCCUCUCCCUUUGUCCUGGCCAUCAAGUAUGCCGGUGUCAAGGGGUUGCCAUCGGUGAUGAAUGCGGUCAUUACCAUCUCUGUCAUUAGUGUCGCCAACAGCUGCACAUAUGGCUCGUCACGCACCAUGCAGGCCCUUGCAGCGAGAGGCAUGGGCCCGAAAUUCCUGAUGUAUGUCGACAGGCAGGGACGACCACUCUGGUGUAUCGUGAUUCAACUAUUGUUCGGGUGCCUUGCGUACAUCGGUGAGGCCAAUGCUUCCGACACCAUCUUCACCUGGUUGCUCUCGCUGUCGGGCUUGAGCUUUUUCUUCCUGUGGCUGAGCAUCAAUCUGGCACAUAUUCGGUUCCGAUACGGAUGGUAUGCCCACGGAUUUACUAAGCAUCAACUGCCUUAUCAGGCUGCUUUUGGCAUCUGGGGAUCUUACAUUGGAUUGUUCCUGAACAUCAUCGCCAUCAUUGCGACAUUCUACACUUCGUUGUUCCCGUUGGGAUCCAGCCCGGACGCCGAGGUGUUUUUUGAGAAUUUUCUUGCCGCGCCGAUCGUCAUUGCUUUGUACAUUGGAUGGAAACUCUACUCCCGUGACUGGAAGCUUUUUAUUCGUGCGAGCGAGAUGGACGUUACGAUGGGUAUUCGGAGAGGAAGUCUCGAGAUUGCGGCGGAAAAAGGACGAACGGGGUGGUCGAAGGCACUCAGAGCGUUUAUCUGA
Molecule: messenger RNA, 1698 nt
Organism: Fonsecaea erecta
Lineage: Eukaryota; Fungi; Ascomycota; Eurotiomycetes; Chaetothyriales; Herpotrichiellaceae
Exons: 7
Coding region: 1-1698 (565 amino acids)
Biological process (GO): amino acid transmembrane transport
Cellular component (GO): membrane
Molecular function (GO): amino acid transmembrane transporter activity
Source: RefSeq, a predicted model, not a curated record